AUGUGGCGUGCCUCACGUUUGCAUUUCGUUUCGUCGAAGUCGUUGCGCUCCAGCGCGUCCAGGAACGAGAGCGUCUCUGGCUGCCCCUCCGUGCUCUCGCGCACGGUGCGCAGUGUCAUGCGCUUAAUGUGCUCCACGUUAAUGCCUCGGCCAAGCUUCAUGGCGUCAAUUUCGUCUUCCAAGUCGCCCAAUGACCAGAAGAAGUACCGUUUGCUGACGCUGCCCAACGAGCUCCAAGUGCUUCUCAUCUCCACGGCCGAGGUGGCGCACGUUGCGGCAGCCGACGAAAGUAGUUUUGACGACAAUGAAGAAGAACGCGAGGGUGCACCCAGUCGUCGCGCUGGCGCUUGUCUCACUGUGGGUGUCGGCAGCUUCGCUGAGCCCGAAGCGCUUCCCGGUCUGGCGCAUUACUUGGAGCAUAUGCUGUUCAUGGGUAGUGAAAAGUACCCGGACGAGAACGAGUUUGAAUCCUUUCUAAGUGCCCACGGUGGAUACAGUAAUGGAGCUACAGACAACGAGGUGACCAGCUACACAUUCGAGGUGGGGCCAGCCCAUCUUGAGCCGGCGCUCGACAUGUUCGCGCAUUUUUUCAUCUCUCCGUUGCUGAAGGCUGAGGCUAUGGACAGGGAACUGUCAGCCAUUGAAUCCGAAUUUAGCCAGGCGACACAGAACGACCGGAUCCGUACGCAGCAGGUUUUGUGCGACGUGUCUCCUGCCACUCACCCGUACCAUCGAUUCAGCUGGGGCAACAGGAAGAGUCUCCAGGAGCUGCCGGAGCAAAUGGGUGUGGACGUACGUCAGCAGAUUCUGGGGUUUUACGAUAAAUACUACUCGUCCAAUAUAAUGAAGCUUGUUGUAUGCGGCGAAAACACGCUGGACGAGCUCGAGCAGUGGGUGACCAAGUCGUUUAGCGCCAUUCCGAACAAGCACGUGGACGUGCCGUCAUUUGCGUCAACAGGGCCACCGUUUGGGGCGCAAGGUGCUGGCGCUCCGUUUCUCUGCAAGAUUGUGCCCGUCCGGGAUAUCCACACGCUUCAUCUUGACUGGAUGAUCCCUCCGGUUCUUGGUCUGCAUCACCAAAAGCCGUCGGACUAUAUUGCUAGUCUUCUCGGCCACGAAAGUGAAGGAUCUGUGCUGUCCCAUUUAAAACAACGAGGCUGGAUCUCCGCGGUGACCGCCGGAGUAACAGACACGGAUGGUUACGACUGUGGUAGCUACGCAGCCAAGUUCGAUAUCACCAUGAAGCUUACACUGGAGGGCAUUUCUCACUGGGAAGAUAUUGCCCAUGCUGUUUUCGAGUAUCUGCAUAUGCUCCGAGUAAAUGGCUGUCCCGAGUGGGUGUUUGAUGAGCUGGCGGCGCUGGCAGACAUUUCGUUCCGCUUCCAGGAGGAGGACAGUGCAGUCGAAAAAUGCGAAGAGCUCGGUGAAAUUAUGCAGUCGAUGUUCAGAGUGGCGCCAGACGACAUUUUGCGGUACGACCUGCUCAAAGGUGUCUUCAAGAAGGAGCUUACGGAGGAAGUGCUGAGCCAUUUGACUGCUGAGUCCGUGUGCGUGUCGAUCGUUUCACAAAGAUUUGAAGAAUCUGCUGAAUUCCAGACUCAGGUUAUCGAGGAGGAGUGGUUUGGUGUCAGAUACUCGCGGGAGAAUAUUGCGGAUGCCGUCAUUCAACGCUGGAAGAGGGCAGGAACUAACCCGAAACUUCACCUGCCUCGUCCAAACCAGUUCAUUCCUCGCGAUUUCUCGCUCGUGGACUCGAUAGAUGCUGAGGAUCUUGUGUGUGGUGCGACAAAGUUUGGCAAACUGUGGUACAAGCCGGAUCGCGUGUUCGCUACACCUCGCGCUCAUGUUGCGCUUUUGUUGCACUUACCCACUGUGGUGGCCAAUGUAGACAAUUGGGUCCUUACUCAGCUGUACGUGAAGCUUGUGAGGGACGCACUUAAUGAGUACGCAUACCAUGCGAAUGUGGCGGAGCUGAUGUACUCGCUCCAGGUAAAGGACUCCGGUCUGGAACUAAUCUUUGGUGGCUUCAACGAUAAGCUUCACAUUCUUGUCGAAGUAGUAGUUGCGGCUCUGUUUGGAACGGAAAUCAAUGAAGCGCGUUUUGAAGUGAUGCGAGAGGAAUUGAUGCGCGAGUCGAAAAACGCGAUCACGAAAGUGGCACAAAAAGCAAAAUAUCUUCGACUGCAACUUCUGGAAAAACGCUCAUUUGCUUUGGAGGAAUGCUUAGAUUCGAUCGAGGAUGCUACCGAGGAAUCACUCAAGAAGUACGUCGCUAACGAGCUUUGGGCGGGGAAGGCGUGGUUGGCGAGUUUUGCACACGGAAAUAUUUUCCAUUCUGUAGCGUCAAAAAUGGUGGCCAGUGUUGAAACGCAACUGCAGCGCGUAUCUGCACCGCUCGAGUUGCAUGACUUUCCCCGACGCCUUAUCAACGCCAUCCCACAGACCCCAGUGGGUUUUCUACUGAAGGAACGCAGCGAGAACAAGUCGGAGACGAACACACAAGUGGAACUCUACUACCAGAUCGGCCCGUUGACUUUACGCAGCCUGGCUUACGCGGACUUGCUGCAUCAACUGAUGGAAGAACCCCUGUUCGACACUCUGCGCACCAAGCAGGAGCUGGGUUACGAUGUUUCUUGCACUGUUCGUGUGACGAACGGCAUUUUAGGCUUUGGUGUGAUGGUUCAGUCGUCAUUGUUCGCAGCGGAGUAUAUUUCUGCCUGUGUUGACCGCUUCAUGAUUGACUUUGAAGAAGCGAUUGAGAUGAUGGCGGACGAGCAUUUCCACGACCACGUCCAAGCGCAGAUCUUGCUGAAGCUCGAGCCCGAUCACAACCUUCUAGAGACGACGCACCACUAUUGGUAUGAGAUCACGUCGCGUCGACUAGCUUUCGAUUUGGACGCUCAGCUUGCGAAGGAGAUGGAGACGCUGACCAAGAGUGAGAUGGCGCAGCACUACCGCGAGUGGAUUCUACAAAGCCCCAAAAAGCUGAUUGUUCAGGUGAUCGGCCGUGGCAACCCCGCCGAGAAAAUAGCGCAGAAAACCCGCAAGAAUGCCACCGAAGCGGAGCUUGCAGAGCUGCGUGCACUUCCUCGACCUAUUCGAAUCCGCGACUUGUGCCUAUUCAAGUCCGAGUUGCCUAGCUAUCCUGAUCCCAUCGACGAGAUCAAUACGGGCAAAACAAGAGAAGAGGACAAGCGUCAAGAGCUAUAG
Molecule: messenger RNA, 3210 nt
Organism: Phytophthora infestans T30-4
Lineage: Eukaryota; Oomycota; Peronosporomycetes; Peronosporales; Peronosporaceae
Product: nardilysin, putative
Exons: 6
Coding region: 1-3210 (1069 amino acids)
Biological process (GO): proteolysis
Molecular function (GO): metal ion binding; metalloendopeptidase activity
Source: RefSeq, a predicted model, not a curated record